This is a messenger RNA of Vespa crabro (European hornet), 3369 nucleotides long. Its product is annotated as upstream stimulatory factor 1-like. Gene Ontology annotation, biological process: regulation of transcription by RNA polymerase II. The record is from RefSeq and is a predicted model, not a curated record. Gene Ontology annotation, molecular function: RNA polymerase II cis-regulatory region sequence-specific DNA binding; DNA-binding transcription factor activity, RNA polymerase II-specific; protein dimerization activity. The transcript is spliced from 4 exons. Bases 187 to 963 code for a protein of 258 amino acids. Lineage: Eukaryota; Metazoa; Arthropoda; Insecta; Hymenoptera; Vespidae.
AUUUCGAUGGAAUUAUUCUUUCUUUUCCGUUUAAAAUGUUUCGGGCAAUCGGUUACUUCCGCAUUACUGCGUCGCGUCACUCCUGAAAAGAUGCUGCCAGUGUAUAGAUUUGAUAAAAAGAUUAACCAUGAAUUGAAUUGAUUUAUUAACAAAAGGAUUUAAAGAUUAAUUUAGUCGCAGGCGGCGAUGGAAAUUAUACAUCAUUUUGGUCGAAUAGAAGAGAGUACAGACGAGGGAACAAUCUGUGACGAUAACAUCGGGAUGGUUUUGGAGGAAGCUGAAAUAAUAGAUACUGAUGGUAACAUAGAAAUUACAUCAGAAGAUGAUAAUGUUCAAUAUCAAUUUUGUCAGAUAAAUAGAAACGAAAGUGCUGUGGCUUAUCGUGUUGUACAAGUUAGUGAUAAUCAUUUGGACAAUAAUGAAUUAUCCAUAGCAACGCCUGUAAAUAAUACCGUACAAGUUUUGACUUCCCCAAUAAAUGGACAGUUUUAUUUGUUGAGUAGUGAUAAUGAAGUGCUUACCUCAGAUUCCGGAAGGAAUGUAAUACCUCGCGUUGCCAAAGUACAAAUAGAAACAUCUGAGAAUCUUGUUCCAGGUAUCAAAAAAAGAGACGAAAGAAGAAGAGUAACGCAUAACGAAGUAGAAAAGCGUAGAAGAGACAAGAUCAACAAUUGGAUCUUCAAAUUGGGAAAGCUUUUACCAGAUAAUGAAAAUGGCAUUAACGGAGGAGAUAUAAAAGCUACUUCUGAAUUACAAAGCAAGGGUGAUAUUCUAGCACGAGCAUGCGAAUACAUAACGGAAUUACGAGAGAUUCGAGAGAAGUAUGCUCAAAAUUUAGAAGAGAAUACGCAGUUGUUAGAGGAAGCCAAAGCUCUCAGACAAGUUGCGACUCAAUUGAGAAAAGAUAAUUACCAAUUAAAAUCACAAUUGUCUAAUAAUACCAAUUAUAUCCUAGGCACUUAAUCAUUAACUCUAUCUUUAUGAUAUUCGAUAUAUUUUCUCUCUUUCUUUUUUUUUUCUUUUCUUUUUUUUUUUAAAUUUUGACCAAUGUGUUCCACAACUUUUUUUUAUACUACAUCUACAGGACGUACGUAGCGCAAUAAAACGUGACUGUAGUAAUUACAAAAUGUUUAUUUACACGUAUUUAACUCAACAAUACUUGUAUAUGAUAAACGAUAAAUCGCAAUUAUAUAGUUAUAAAUUCAAACUGUACAGAUAUACUAUAAACAAUAACUAUAUAUAACGCGAAUGAUAGAUUAAAAGUUGAAAAUUUAUUAUUAAAAUCAUUAAAUCAGAUGUACAAAUAUACAAAACAUUAUUACGCCAUAAUCAAUAAGUAACUUCGUUCAAAUGUUACAUAUAACUAACUUGAAAGUUACUUUUUUUAUUCUGAAAUGCGUUGAAAUUGUUAACUGGUAGGUCUACAGUAUUUACAAUUGUAAAAUACAUCUAUUUAUGUACAUUCAACAGAGCAACAUGUUCAGUAUUAUUUUCUUAAUUCAUUGCCAUGAUAUAUCUAAGUAUGUUGAUAAUAACAAAAUGAGCUUUAUAUCUUUUUCUCCUUAAAUAUGCACAUACAGUUAUCAUUAUCAAAUUUAGGGGAAAAUAUAUAUAUAUGUAUAUGUAUAUGUAUAUGUAUGUAUAUGUAAUUUCUAGUAUUAUUAUUGCUUCAAAGCACAUUAUUUUACUUUUUGUAUGUAGCUGUUCAGAAGUAGUACUUGUACUUUAUUGGCUCUAAGCAAUAAUGGCAAGAGAGGCUUCCAAUAAUAGUACAAGAGAAGGAAUGAUAUUUAUAGUUGCGUGUCUCUAAAUAUUUUUUAGAUUUUUAGAACGUUUCAUCGAUUAUUUAAGAUUAUAUUGAAAAUAAAUAUUAAUUGUCGAAAUCAACGUUCGUCUGUUAGUAUUUCCUUUCUUAUCCGUUUAAGCAUAAAUUCGAUAAUUUCUUUUGGUGAAUAAUAAAUAAUUUAAUAUUAUUUUCUCUAAUCCCUUUAUCGCAAGAAAGAGAGAAAGAGAUAGAAAGAGAGAGAGAAAGAGAGAGAGAGAGAGAGAGAGAGAGAGAGAGAGAGAGACACGAGAUAUUAUUAAAUAAGUCAAUCAUUUUUAUAGCUUGUCCUUGUGCAAUAGUAUACACAAAGUAAUCACAUUGAAAUCAAAAAAUUCGUACUAUAAAAAUAACUCUGAGAAGAGCUAGGUCCAGCAAUAAAUGUAUGUACCUUUCUAAUCUAAGCGUCAACGUUACUAACAAUUUCUAUACAGCUUAAUAGGAAUCUUAUUUUCCUGAUCUACUGAUUAUAUUGUCUUUGUCAUAUAGUAGAUGCAAUGCAAGAAACUGAGCGAAAACUUAUAUAUUUAGUUUAUCCUUCCUCCCUCCUCCUUUGUCUAAAUAUUUUUUUUUCUUUAUAAUCGUGCAUUGAAAUGAAAAUGUUACCGAACAAAAGAAAAAUACAUGUACGAAGCCAUUUAACGAUAACAUUUUUCUGUUAUUUUUUUUCCUCAGCAUACAAUUGUGAUUUUUUUUUUUUUUUUUUUUUUUUUUCUUUUUGGUUUAUCAAAGCAGACAUGUGUAGAAAUUGAUCGAACAAAGAUGUUUCUUCAAACAUAUUGGCAGUGUUGAGAACUUUCGAUCGGUGAGAGCAAAUCUUUAUUUUUUGUUUAUUAUUUCAUAAUUUUUCUUUUUUUGUUUUUUUUUUUUGUUCACUUUUCUUUUAUUUCUCUUUUUUUCCAUUUUUUCUUUUUCUUUUUUUUUUUUUUUCUUUUUUUUUCCCCCUUUAAAUUUCGAACUUUCGCGCGUCGAAGUUGAAGAAAUUUCAUUUACAUAGACGUUUGAUCUCAAAAUUCAUUCUUUAUCGUUCAAUCGAUUUUCUUCUAUUACGAAUCCUCGCGUUCUGUAUAAGAUUAGAAAAAAACGUGCAGAUUCCUUAGAUGGUCUUCGUGUAACGACGAGGGCUUUGAUAUGCGUACUAUAUUUACAUACCCAGUGAUAUAUAUAUAUAUGUAUAUUCUUUUUUUUUUCUUUUUUUCUUUUUUUUUUUUCUUUUGCCUUUAUACUCAAGUUUUCAUCAAACAAAGUGUCACUUUGUUAUGCCACGAAAACGUGUACAUAAAUCGUGGCAUUGUUAAAAUUAAUUCAAUCGUUGGAAAAACUAUUAUGAGUAUUAUCAUAAUUGCAGAGUUCACGUGGAAUAACAAAGUAUUAAAUUUAAUGAGGAGGUAAUAAAAGUUACGAAGGAGCCCAUUUGAGAUGUCAUUUACGAAAGACCCUUUAAUCAUGUUCCGCAAUAAUUAUUUCCUCCUAUACAAGCGCGCGUAUCAUAUUCAUCAGUCUUUCGAUCAUUAUUAAAAAGAAAAAAAAAAAAAAAAAAAAAAAAA